AUGGGCCUCUUCCGCCGCAAUAAACCCAACGACGACGGCUCGCCCAGCGACGCCCCCAAGAAGGAGAAGGGCAGCUGGCGCCGGCCUGCCAACACUGCGUUCAAGCAGCAGCGGCUCAAGGCCUGGCAGCCCAUCCUCACACCGAAGACCGUUCUGCCUACGCUCUUUCUUAUCGGUAUCAUAUUUGCGCCUAUAGGAGGGUUGCUGGUAUGGGGUAGUGGUUUGGUCAGUGAAAUGACCUUUGACUACACGCCGUGCGACGCAUUACCGGCAUCAACAUCGGCAGACGACCUCACCUGGCAUAACCUCACCACUUUCUCCUACCGCCUCAAGUCGUCCGCAUCGAAUGCCCCUUACAACGCCCCCCAGUUCGCCUUCCUCAAUCGCACGGACGACUCUACAGCCAACGACUCCGAGAAACUGCAGUGCUACGUCCAGUUCGACGUCCCCGUCGACCUCCAGGCGCCCGUCUUCCUCUACUACAAGCUCACGAACUUCUACCAGAACCACCGGCGAUACGUGAACAGCUAUGACUCCACCCAGCUCAAGGGGCAGUACGUGAAGCCAGGCACGCUCAACAACGGCGACUGCAGCCCGCUCGCGCAAGUGUGCCAGGGGGGCGACUGCAAGGCGGUCUACCCGUGCGGCCUGAUCGCGAACUCGCUAUACAACGACAGCUACUCCGGCCUAAACCUCACGACGGACGAGUCGACGACGUACGCCUUCUCCGAGUCGAACAUCGCGUGGCCGGGCGAGGCGAAGCGGUACGCGGAUACGCCGGGCUACAGCCUUGACCAGAUCGUCCCACCGCCGAACUGGGCGAAGCGCUUCCCGAACAACUACACGGAGGACAACCCGCCGCCGAACCUCAAGACGGACGAGCACUUCCAGAACUGGAUGCGCACCGCGGGCCUGCCGACGUUCACGAAGCUCUACGGCCGGAACGACAACACGGACCUCAAGAAGGGCCGCUACCAGAUCAUCGUCAACAUGAAUUACCCCGUCAAGGGGUUCGGAGGGACGAAGUCGAUUGUGAUCUCGACCGUAUCUUGGAUCGGAGGCAAGAACCCGUUCCUCGGAUGGGCGUACGUCGCGUCCGCAGGGCUGCUCGUCUUGCUCGCGAUCCUGGGUACGAUCCGGCAUUUGGCCCGACCAAGGAAACUAGGCGACAUGUCGCUGCUGUCAUGGAACCGGUGA
This is a messenger RNA of Rhodofomes roseus, 1197 nucleotides long. Its product is annotated as cell cycle control protein. Lineage: Eukaryota; Fungi; Basidiomycota; Agaricomycetes; Polyporales; Fomitopsidaceae. The coding region runs from base 1 to 1197 and encodes 398 amino acids. The transcript is spliced from 5 exons. The record is from RefSeq and is a predicted model, not a curated record. Gene Ontology annotation, cellular component: Golgi apparatus; plasma membrane; endoplasmic reticulum.